CAACGAUAAUUUUCUCAACUCGAAAAUCAUCUUAGUAAUAACUCUGUGUCUUUAUGCUGUUAAUAUGGUAUACACCUUGGAAAGGGCGUAUUUUAUCACUGAUCAUUUAUGGCGGAGAUUCAGUAUAAGAGUUUUUAUAGCCUUGAUACCCAGUUAUCUGGAAAAAAUAAGCAUCUUUAUGAUACCUUGGACGAUAUGGAGCCGAGGCAAACAAAUGGAAAAGUACUGGGAUAAAUGGCUGAAAUUUCAGGUGAUGUGGUUUUAUUUUUUGAAAGUGUACCUACUCCACUAAUUGUAACACGAUAAUGUCUGAUAAUUGGUCAUUUUCGAACAGGACGAGUACACGAAUUUGAAUAAGAAACAAUACGUAUCUAAUUUGAAAGCUAUGUCGUGUUGGUCUUCGAUUAUGAGCGUUUUUUUGACAAUUCUCGCAUCAAUUAUGGGUAAUCUGUAUCUUAUACGGGAUGGUGGUGUUGUUGGACUCCUUUCAGAAGCAGUGAAUAUUAUUUCAGCUUAUAUUAUCGGAUCGUAUUGGUUCAUGAAUUACAUGUAUUCGAGAUCGUGUGCCAUGACAAUUAUUUCAUUGAUACAAAAAACACUGGAAGAAGGCACCGACUGGAGCAGAUUAAAUAACAUCAACAAUUUAUGGAUACUGUUAUGCGAUUUAGUCGAAGAAUUCAAUGUCCUUCAUGGCUCUAUAUUCUUAAUAUAUAUAGGAGGAGUAGUGGUAUCUACGAUUCUGUUCGCUUACAUUUCCAUGAAUUACUCCAAGUUUUCAGAUGCUUGGAGUAAAGGCACAACCAUCAAUAGUACGAUGGUGUGUGGUCUGAUGAUCUUGGUGAUUUGUGAAAUGGGAUAUUCGGUUUAUAAACAGGUGAAUAUCAACCACAGGCACACGUUAUUGGAGUACAAUACAAUCCAUAUGAAUGUUGAUAUGCUGCAGUCUGUAACACUUUUCUUGACUACGACAUCUGUUGUGGAUCCAAAAAUUCAUUUGAAUGGAUUCUUUGCACUUGAUCGCGCAGUGUUUCCAACAAUUCUGGCAAUUUCCAUCAACUUAUUAAUCAUCUUGAGGCAAUUUAAUGCAACCGAAAGUAGAACACAUGAAUUUUGAAAAAUAUUCGAAUUUUGGUUCUUGAAAAAAUACGUGCCUAUUGCCUAAUAAUACGUUUUAGAUA
Messenger RNA from Planococcus citri (citrus mealybug), 1178 nucleotides. RefSeq lists its product as uncharacterized. The coding region runs from base 386 to 1114 and encodes 242 amino acids. The record is from RefSeq and is a predicted model, not a curated record. The transcript is spliced from 5 exons. Lineage: Eukaryota; Metazoa; Arthropoda; Insecta; Hemiptera; Pseudococcidae. Gene Ontology annotation, biological process: sensory perception of taste. Gene Ontology annotation, cellular component: membrane.